CAGUGCCCGAGUGACGAUGACAUUGGUUCAAAAGCUGACCUUUUCGAUGGUGCUGCAAGAGGAGAAAAUGCUACGCGUGUUUGGAACGAAACUGCUUCUGGUUCGUCGUAUGAUGAGAGACACUCACCUCAGGAAUUGGAAAACGCUGCCGUGCAGAACAAUCAAUCUUCUAAUAAAGAACUUGAGCUUCCAUCUAUACGUAGCUCAGGACUAACAAAAGUAAAUUCUGAGGUUGGAACUCCAAGGAGGAUCCAGAAAGAGACAUUACCUUCCAACUUUCCAGUUUUUUAUGCAAGUGAACAAGGUCCAUGGUCUGCAAUGAUUUGCUAUGAAGCCUGUGUGCGGCUGUGUCUUCAUUCUCGGGCAACAGAUAGUGUCAGUGAGGCUUCAUACUUCCUCAACGACGAUUGCGUUUUACUCCGAAAUGCAUUUGGUUUGCAGAAUUUAUUCCUUCGAUCCGAAGAAGAACAACUGGGAAAUAGACCUUCUACAUUGGUCACUGAGACAACAAUUGCUCCAAAAUGCAAGAGAAGUGUUGGAAAAAUCAAACUCCAAGUUGGUAAGAUCAAAAUAGGAUUAGAUUCAAACCCUGGUUGCCAGAUUUCAUCGCUGAAGCAUCAUCAUGAGAUUGUUAGUCAGCAAAUCUCGGAGCUGAGUGUUACAUUGUCUUCUGGAUGGAAGGCAGUGAAGAGAGUUCAUGUCCCUCCUCGAGUAGUUGUGCAUGGUUCACUCUCCCGUAAAAGCCGGGCGUAUAUGCGCUCAUGUGCUAAGUACCUUAAACAGAUCUCAAAAGCCCUUCAACAAGAAUUCGUUGAAACUCACAGUACUAGACAACGUUCUCUAAACGCAGUACCAGAAAAGUAUUCAUGUUCUUUGAGGCUAAAGAGCUCUGCAGAAGAGGAUCACGUUAUAACACAACCUGAAUCUGGCGAAACAUUUGUCUUCUUACCAGAUAGCAUCUGUGAUGAUUUGAUUAUUGAUGUCCGUGAUUCAAGUGGGCAUUUUUGUGGUCGUGUCAUAGCUCAACUAGCUGCUAUAGCUGAUGAACCGAACGAGAGGCUUAAAUGGUGGACAGUAUAUCAUGAACCAGAGCAUGAACGUAUUGGGAGAAUCCAAAUUCAUAUAAACUACUCAAGCAGCUUAACUGAAAAAACUAAGUGUGGAUUGGUUGCAGAAGCUCCAGCAUAUGACUUGGUCUUGGAAGUGGCUAUGAAAGCUAUGAAAUUUCAGCGCAGAAAUCUGUUAAUCGAAGGGCCAUGGCGUUGGAUGUUAACUCAAUUUGCAAACUAUUAUGGGAUCUCGGAUGCAUAUACAAAAUUAAGAUAUCUUUCAUAUGUCAUGGAUGUGGCCUCACCUACUAAGGACUGUCUUGAUCUGAUAUAUGAUUUUCUGUCUCCCAUUUUAACGGAACGAAGUCGAAAGGAGUUAUUAAGUCAUCAAGAGAAACGCUUGCUUGGGGAAAUUGAUGACAAUGUUCGGAAGAUUCUUGCUUCGACAUUCGAGAACUAUAAAUCUCUUGACGAAUCUUGUUGUGCUGGAAUCAACGAUGUUUUCGAGCCUCCUACAAGGACUCCAGCACCGGCUUUAACACCAGCUAUCAAGCUUUACGAAAUCUCAACUGAUAUAUCCAUCAAUAACAGCAAUGUGAUCCCAAGGUAUAUAGACCUUCCAAAGCUUUCGGCCGCAAUAUACAGCGCCGAUCUAAUCAAAAGACUAAGGGAAUAUCUUACCGCAUGCCCUCCUCCUUCUCCAUCGCCUCCAGUUGUCGACCUCGUCAUUACCACUGCUGACUUUGAAGCCGAUCUCUUACGUUGGAAUAUAAUGCCGAUCAAUGAUGAUUUUAAUGUCCUUGAGCUUUUCAAUCCAUAUAUUACUACUUGGAUCGAGGAGAAGAAAAAUUCUCUGCAUGAAUUCUGCAAGUCAGAAACGGGAAAAGCUUAUAGUGAGAUUCAAGGCAUGACCUCUCCUUUUGUCGAUAAAAUGUAUGAGUUACUCAACGUGACACUUGACGAAUUUGAUGUCAUCGUAAGGCGUUGGCCAUAUUAUGCAGUGUGCUUGGAGAAAGUUGUUGCGCGUUCGGAGAAGGCAAUGAUUGAAGCGUUGGAGAAGAAGUAUUCGGAAAGAUUAUCUUCCUUAAACGACAGCAAGAUAUCUGCCCUCAAAUUCGUCCAUAGGUUGACAAAAAAAGGCACAUCUAACAUCUACUUUGUUCCAGAAGAGCUUGGAGUUCUUCUAAAUUCACUGAACGCAGCGCUUGACGAUUUACGGCCGAGUAUUGAAACCCGGUUCAAAGAGUGGAACUCUUACCUCUCUGUUGAAGGAAACAGAGAAGUUUUGGGAAAGCGGCUGAACGAAGUAACUGUGCGGUUAAGAUCAAAAUUCAGAAGUCAUAUGGAGGCGGUCGUGGAGAAACUUGCAGAGAAUAUGAGGAUACACAGUCACAUGAAGAUGAAGAACAUCAUCCACGACAUAAAGGGAACAACGGAAGAAUCAGAUGUUAGGAACAGAAUGCAGAGUUUGAAAGAGUUACUAGACAGGACCAUUGAUCACCUGCAUGAUGUUUUGUCACCAGAUGUGUUUGUCUUAACAUGCAGAGAAUUAUGGGACAGAAUGGGACAGGAAGUGCUUUACCUUUUGGAAAACAGGAAAGAUAAUAGAGUGACUUGGCACAAAGGCCUGAGUAUCGCUGUAUCUGUUUUAGAUGAGAUAUUCAUGACUCAAAUGCGAAGCUAUCUAGGGGAUUCGCUUAAAGAAGAGGAUUUUGAGGCACCGGGCUCGAUGAUGGAGCUUCAGUCUAUGCUCUGUGGCGAAAGGAAUGGCUUCUACUAC
Molecule: messenger RNA, 2829 nt
Organism: Thlaspi arvense
Lineage: Eukaryota; Viridiplantae; Streptophyta; Magnoliopsida; Brassicales; Brassicaceae
Source: the annotation of a GenBank genome assembly